AUGGGAAAGGAUGGCCCGAAACAGGGGAAUUACGUUGUGGCUGUGAUGGAUGCAGUCAAGUGUCCUAUUAACAUAACAUUGUUCCUAAUAUGCGUUUUGCUUGUUUAUUUAAGUCUAAGGCCACUGUUAAGAAAAAAGAAGUCUCAGAAAUGUGAAGUCCCGAAAAUGGGGAAACGUGAUUUUACACUAGAAGAACUUCAGAGUUUCGAUGGCAGCGGCGAACAUAAGAGAAUAUUAAUAGCAGUUAAUGGUAAGAUAUUCGACGUCACAGAUAAAGGACAGGGAUUUUAUGGCAAGGGUGCACCGUACGCUGCUUUUGCCGGUAGAGAUGCAUCAAGAGCACUUGCAUGCUUCAACCUCGAAACAAAAAAUGACUAUGACGACCUUACUGAUCUAACUGCUGAUCAAAUGCAAACCCUAAGAGAAUGGGAACUACAAUUUUCCGAGCGUUAUGAUCAUAUUGGACGACUUUUGAAGCCAGGAGAGCCUCAUAGGGUUUAUGAAGCCAAUGAUGGAGAAGAUGACGUUGGAACCAACCAUGUUCAAAGUGCACUUAAAAAAAAAGUAACUUGA
Molecule: messenger RNA, 573 nt
Organism: Schistosoma rodhaini
Lineage: Eukaryota; Metazoa; Platyhelminthes; Trematoda; Strigeidida; Schistosomatidae
Source: the annotation of a GenBank genome assembly